AUGCCUGAACAGGCCCCCAAAUCCCCGACCCUUGGUGAAUCAUGGGUGAUGGCUUCGACCGCUUCUUUGGACAAGGAAGUCCCAGACCCAGAGCCCAGACCAACAAUCAGCAAGGGCGCGAAGAAACCCUCCGAAUCACUGGCAGCCUCAUGGGAAUCGGGCCCCGAGCUUGUGAUGCCCUCAAUUUGCGAAACACCCAACCCGGAAGGAUCAUGGGUGGAAUAUGUGCGCACACCACCAAGGCCGGGAUCUGCGAGCACGCGCAAGCGACGCAAAGUCUCAUCGCCCAGCAAGCUACACCAGCCAGCUGAGCACCCCGCCAAACCAGACGCUGGCUCGUCUGCCAAGGCCUCAAAAGCAUCCAAGUCGACAGGGCUGAACACCGCGCUCGUCCGCGCCGCGAUCAACGCCAUCUUGAUCGCCUUCAUCGUACACCUACUCGUCCUCCCCGAGCUCGUCCACCAAGCAAACGACCUGUGUCGCAUCCCAAGCAUAAAAUCGAUCUACGCCAGCAGCUGUACACACCCACCACCAGCCCCAAACCAAUCAACAGCCUCAGACCUUACAAGCUCCCAAACAAACCUCCAAUCCAUCCUCACCAGGACCCUCACGACCCUAACCCCACUCGCCUCAACCCUGAAAGAAAGCGAAACAAUCCUUACCAACCUCUCAAGCCACCUCCGCAGCACAAUCCCCGAAGCCCGACACGCCCUCGACCUCGAGUUCAGCGGCAGCGACGCCGCCCUGCAGACCGCAAUCUGGGAAUUCGAAUCCCUACGCACCGACCUACAAUCCGCACUCGACAGCCUCCUCUCCCCAACGCAAUCCAGCGUCGCGAUCCACCUCCGCCGCCGGACCGAGUAUCUCGAGCGUCUGCGCACCCAGAUCCGCAGCAAGGCCGAGUCCCUGAAUGCGCGAUUCAGCACGCUAGACGAUCAUCUCGAGGCGGUGGGGAUGGUUGCGCGAGAACAUGCCCAGAUGGCUUCGUAUUCGGUUUUGGAUUCGUUGCCGUUUGGUGCGUAUCUUUGGGGAUCGGCGGGAUUGGCAGGGGAGUCGUCAGCUCGGCCUGAGACCCUUGCGCUGGUGCGUGGUGCGGCGUCGCAUCAUCGUGGUGUUGCUGAUUCGGUCCUUUGGCUGUCACGCCAGUUGGGGUCCACUUGA
This is a messenger RNA of Penicillium olsonii, 1161 nucleotides long. The record is from the annotation of a GenBank genome assembly. Lineage: Eukaryota; Fungi; Ascomycota; Eurotiomycetes; Eurotiales; Aspergillaceae.